This is a messenger RNA of Molossus molossus (Pallas's mastiff bat), 1898 nucleotides long. It is a transcript of the gene CHRNB2, whose product is annotated as cholinergic receptor nicotinic beta 2 subunit. Lineage: Eukaryota; Metazoa; Chordata; Mammalia; Chiroptera; Molossidae. The transcript has 6 exons. Bases 297 to 1805 code for a protein of 502 amino acids. Gene Ontology annotation, biological process: monoatomic ion transmembrane transport; signal transduction; regulation of membrane potential. Gene Ontology annotation, cellular component: postsynaptic membrane; synapse; neuron projection. The record is from RefSeq and is a predicted model, not a curated record. Gene Ontology annotation, molecular function: acetylcholine-gated monoatomic cation-selective channel activity; transmembrane signaling receptor activity.
CUCCUCCCCCUCCCCGUCCCAGUUGUAUUCCCAGGAAGAGCAGCAGGAAAAGCCUCCGCCGCUGACGCCGGGGGAAGCGAGAAGCCGGUUCCUUCUCGCAGCCCACUCCUUGCGCCCCAGGAUCGUCACGGCAUCCGGCCGAAGGCCACGAGCACCACCUGGGCCCAGCUCCGGGCCGGGCGCGGGCGGCGCGGGCGCGGACGCGGCUUCAGCACCACGGACAGCACCCGCCAGCGGCCCGCCCGCUCGCAGCGCGUUCCGGAGGGUGUGAGUGAGGCGCGAGCUAUGCCCGCAGCAUGGCCUGGCGCUCGGGGCCCAUGGCGCUGCUCCUCGGCUUUGGCCUCCUCCGGCUGUGCUCAGGAGUCUGGGGUACGGACACAGAGGAGCGGCUGGUGGAGCAUCUCCUGGAUCCUUCCCGCUACAACAAGCUUAUUCGCCCAGCCACCAAUGGCUCUGAGCUAGUGACAGUACAGCUCAUGGUAUCACUGGCCCAGCUCAUCAGUGUGCAUGAGCGGGAGCAGAUCAUGACCACCAAUGUCUGGCUGACCCAGGAAUGGGAGGAUUAUCGCCUCACUUGGAAGCCCGAGGAGUUUGACAAUAUGAAGAAAGUUCGACUCCCUUCCAAACACAUAUGGCUCCCAGAUGUGGUCCUAUACAACAAUGCUGACGGAAUGUACGAGGUGUCCUUCUAUUCCAAUGCUGUGGUCUCCUAUGAUGGCAGCAUCUUCUGGCUGCCGCCUGCCAUCUACAAGAGUGCUUGCAAGAUCGAAGUAAAGCACUUCCCAUUUGACCAGCAGAACUGUACCAUGAAGUUCCGCUCGUGGACCUACGACCGCACGGAGAUCGACCUGGUGCUCAAGAGUGACGUGGCCAGCCUGGACGACUUCACACCCAGUGGCGAGUGGGACAUCGUCGCGCUGCCGGGGCGGCGCAACGAGAACCCCGAGGACUCCACUUACGUGGACAUCACCUAUGAUUUCAUCAUCCGCCGCAAGCCACUCUUCUACACCAUCAAUCUCAUCAUCCCCUGUGUGCUCAUCACCUCACUAGCCAUCCUUGUCUUCUACCUGCCGUCCGACUGCGGUGAGAAGAUGACGCUGUGCAUCUCCGUGCUGCUGGCGCUCACCGUCUUCCUGCUGCUCAUCUCUAAGAUCGUGCCACCCACGUCCCUCGAUGUGCCGCUUGUUGGCAAGUACCUCAUGUUCACCAUGGUUCUCGUCACCUUCUCCAUCGUCACCAGCGUGUGUGUGCUCAACGUGCACCACCGCUCGCCCACCACGCACACCAUGGCGCCCUGGGUCAAGGUCGUCUUUCUGGAGAAGCUGCCCACGCUCCUCUUCAUGCAGCAGCCACGCCACCACUGCGCCCGCCAACGCCUGCGCCACAGGCGACGGCAGCGCGAGCGAGAGGGCGCUGGAGCACUUUUUUUCCGCGAAACCUUGGGGUCCAACUCCUGCACAUGCUUCGUCAACCGCGCGUCCGUCCAGGGCUUGGCUGGGGCCUUCGGGGAGGAGCCCGCGCCUGCAGCCGUCCCGGGGCGCUCGGGGGAGCCCUGUGGCUGUGGCCUCCGGGAAGCAGUGGAUGGCGUGCGCUUCAUCGCGGACCACAUGCGCAGCGAGGACGACGACCAGAGCGUGAGUGAGGACUGGAAGUAUGUGGCCAUGGUGAUCGAUCGCCUGUUCCUCUGGAUCUUUGUCUUCGUGUGUGUCUUUGGUACCAUCGGGAUGUUCCUACAGCCUCUCUUCCAAAACUACACCUCUACCACCUUCCUCCAUGCAGACCAUUCGGCUCCCAGCUCCAAGUGAGCUCCCACCCUCUGGCUCCACGCUCCUUCACCCCUUUAUCCUUUGUUGUACAAUACUUUUGGGUGGAGGAGGAUGAGCUACCAGGAAGAGGGG